UUGAUUGUAGCUAACAGGUAAUAAUGUGAUAAUAUCACGCAGCAAAGAGAGCAAGGAGAUAUAAAAAGAGUCUCCUCACACCGUACAAAUGAACAUUGUUGCUCAAAAGCCGAAUCUCUUCACCAGCUGUCAAUUUCAGCCUUGAUAAAAUAUGUCUGGAGGUCUGCUGUCAGUGAUUUGUCUGCUGUGUCUGCUGUCUGUUUGCUCGGCCUGUUACAUUUCCAACUGCCCCAUCGGUGGCAAACGGGCCGUACAGGAUUGGCCGUCUCGACAGUGCAUGUCAUGUGGUCCUGGCGAUCGUGGUCGGUGUUUUGGUCCCAGUAUCUGCUGUGGUGAAGGUAUCGGCUGUUUGGUGGGCUCUCCAGAAACGCUCCGAUGUCUGGAGGAAGAUUUUCUGCCUACUCCAUGUGAAGCGGCUGGAAAAGUGUGCGGUUAUGAAGGACGCUGUGCUGCUCCAGGGGUCUGUUGUGACACAGAGGGCUGCAGUGUCGAUCAGUCGUGUGUGGAUGGAGAUAGUGAUGGUACGGCCGCCGGUCAGCCCGCCACUAGCCAAGAUCUACUGCUGAAGCUCCUGCACCUGUCAAGCCACGCCCACCCCUACAGACUCCACCAAUGAAAUACUCACAGAGGAGUGACAUCGUCUCAGGAGGAGCCCGCCCAGCCACCAACCAUCAUCGACCUUUUGUAAACCAACUUUGUAUAGCCACUAGAUAUUUGUAUGGCUAAUAAAUAGCAGCAGAUAUUAGUAGAACUGUAUUGAUGAUAGCUUGACUGUACGCUUGUGCAGCUAUUAAACUAUUAAAGAAUU
This is a messenger RNA of Ctenopharyngodon idella (grass carp), 808 nucleotides long. RefSeq names its product oxytocin (gene oxt). Bases 152 to 616 code for a protein of 154 amino acids. Gene Ontology annotation, cellular component: extracellular region; secretory granule. Gene Ontology annotation, molecular function: neurohypophyseal hormone activity. Lineage: Eukaryota; Metazoa; Chordata; Actinopteri; Cypriniformes; Xenocyprididae. The record is from RefSeq and is a predicted model, not a curated record. The transcript has 4 exons.